Molecule: messenger RNA, 1766 nt
Organism: Spea bombifrons (plains spadefoot toad)
Lineage: Eukaryota; Metazoa; Chordata; Amphibia; Anura; Pelobatidae
Exons: 3
Coding region: 36-1289 (417 amino acids)
Source: RefSeq, a predicted model, not a curated record
AGGCGGGGCUUGAGUUGGCGCAGGGGAAAGCGGUAAUGCGUACCGCUGAAUCCGAAAUGUCUGCGGAUGUGAAGUCUCGGCUGCUGCUUCUCAUGCCGCUUCUGAUGAAGAGGAGACAGACGGCAGACAUGAUGGGUGAUUUCCACAGGAGGGAAGCAGAGAUUCGGAGAAGGCGGCGAAAGAGCAGGUUCAGGGCGUACCAGCAGCACAGUCAGCGGCAGAUCCUAAUGUGUUUAAUGCUGAAGGCAAGAGCCUUGAGGUGUCCGCCGCCCAAAUCAUUGACCCAUCUGAAGCACUGCUCUUUCCUCAAGGAGUUUGGUCCACAGGACUGGUUUGAUCGAUUUAGGAUGUCAAAGGAUACAUUUGUUUACUUGUGCGAUCACCUGAGAGGCCGUCUCCACCGUCCAGGCCUAGCGCCUGAAGAAAAAGUAGGCAUCGCCUUAUGGACCUUGGCAAGCCACAACCGAUGCCCCCUACUACACAUGAAGUUUGGAGUUCGCCGAAAGGUUGUGAAGAAGUGUUUGAAAGAGGUAUGCCAGGCUGUGGUGACUGUUCUCAAACCUCUAUACCUUUAUCCCCCUGACCACGGGGUUCUUCGUGACAAAGCAAGGAUUUUCAAAGCUCGCUGGGGUUUUCCUCAUUGUGUAGGAGCAUUGGGUACACUUCACAUUCCCCUGCCUCCUCGCUCAAAGAUGGAUGGUGAAUGUUCUUUGGUACUUCAUGCAGUGGUUGAUGGACAAGGCGUGUUGUGGGACGCUUGUGCCGUCUUCCCUGGAAGCAUGAACAAUGCUUCAAUCUUGGAAAACUCUGUAGUGUGGGAACUGGCACUAGGAGGAAGGCUUCAGGCGGCACCAGAGGACGCUUUCCUUGAUGAAGCUCAGAACUACUUUUUGUUAGGUGAUGCUACGUACCCACUUAAGGACUGGUUGCUUACACCAUACACACAGGAUAGCAGACAGAGCCAGAGCCAAGCUAAGUUUAACCUUGGCCUGGAGCGGGCAAGAAGUGUGGCUGAAAUUGCACUCCUUCGUCUUCGUUCUCGAUGGCAGUACCUUCUGGAUCCACCAGAUUACGUAUUCCUACCUACUUUGGUAUUGGCAUGUUGUGUGCUUCACAACAUGUGUGAAACUCACGAGCAGAGGUUUGAUCCACGAUGGUUGGAGGGAGUAGAGACUGGAGAUUCUCCUUGCACCUUCUCACACUUCUGCCCGUCUACGCCUGUAGAUACCAGGGCAGAGUGGGUGCGGAGUGCAGUCUGCAGGUAUUUUGAGAGUCAGGACAAUGAAUAGGCCUAAUAAUGUGUUGUUUUUUGUCUUGCUUGCUCUUCCAAACACAUAUUCUUUUAAUUAAAUAAAAAUACACAGUGGCAUCUCCAGAGGAUUCCUUUUAAUAGCAGUUUUCUAUUAUGAAGGUGUGGAUAGAGAACAAAUGGAUUUGAGAGACUAGUAGCAAUCCUCUCCUACUGUUUCACUUACCCCACGACUAGAUUGUAAGCUCACAAGAGCAGGGCUCUCUUCUCCUUUAGUACCAGUUUGUUAUUUUUUGUGAUUUUAAAUAUAUCCUACCCACUCUGAUUGUAAAGCACUACGGAAUCUUCUGGCGCUAUAUAAAUGUAAUGUAGUAAGUAAAAAACAAACGAGUGUGGACCAUAUAACAGCUGGACAUCUAUCACUGUAGUAUCUAAAUAGCACGAUACAGUUUUACAUCUUCCCAUAUCUCUGUUGAAAUGUUGUAUAUAUUGAUGUAUUUGUAAUUAUUGUAAUAAA